UUCCUCGCACUACAAGUCUCAAUACAUUGCAUCUUUGGUCUAUCAUUGCAAUAAUGCCAUGUCUAUAUGCAGCGCCACUUCAAACUAGAGGAUGGAAUUGACCAGGACUAUGCCGACACCGUGGUUGCCGCGUCUGCAAGGACGCGCGUCAGUGAGAUGCACUACGACGUGCGCGUCCAGACCGUCAUCAACUACUAUGCGACGAGGCUUGGACAGAGGAAGACCAAGGCGGAGGCAAGGGAAAUAGAUUUGACCCGUGAGCAGUACAUGGAUGAAGAGAUGAGGGCCUGGUGGUGCGCUAACUGUCCUGACGCCUGGGAGGCGAUGGUGGACAAGUGGCUGGACCCCGUGUUUCGUGAGGCGCACAGGGCGGCCCAGGAAAGGCGUCGACGUAUGCCUGGUGUAGCACACCAUCAGGGGAACCGCAGCCUCUCUGGAUACGCACAAGCAUGGGUACGUGGUAAUGUUUCAAUUCAUUCAAUUAUGCCUCAUUUGUAACCCUGUUGCUAUCUUUCUCGC
Molecule: messenger RNA, 519 nt
Organism: Sorghum bicolor (sorghum)
Lineage: Eukaryota; Viridiplantae; Streptophyta; Magnoliopsida; Poales; Poaceae
Exons: 2
Coding region: 67-498 (143 amino acids)
Biological process (GO): transposition
Source: RefSeq, a predicted model, not a curated record